This is a messenger RNA of Puccinia graminis f. sp. tritici CRL 75-36-700-3, 2339 nucleotides long. RefSeq lists its product as uncharacterized. Bases 70 to 2214 code for a protein of 714 amino acids. The record is from RefSeq and is a predicted model, not a curated record. The transcript has 10 exons. Gene Ontology annotation, cellular component: SLIK (SAGA-like) complex; SAGA complex. Lineage: Eukaryota; Fungi; Basidiomycota; Pucciniomycetes; Pucciniales; Pucciniaceae. Gene Ontology annotation, molecular function: protein heterodimerization activity; structural molecule activity. Gene Ontology annotation, biological process: regulation of transcription by RNA polymerase II.
CAACUUCUGAUCCGGUAGAUCGAUUGGCCAACAGAUUUCUCUCAAGGACACCCCGUAUCGGCAUCAUUCAUGAAAUUUCUUCUCGAACUCAUCCAAUCUCAAUCUCAUGACGCCUCAGAAUUGGUAGCACUCAGUACAGAUGCCCGGGAAAGUGGACUGAGAGACGAAAAGGCUACAAUACACGAGUUCAUCGAUACCUUGGAACGGAUUACUAACGAACUCAGAUCAGAUCCCAACGCAACUGCUUUCCUAAGUAGAGUGAGGAAGACUGACGCAGCUGAUUACUAUGAUGUUAUCAAAAAACCAAUGGAUCUGGGUACGGUAUUGAAGAAAGUAAAAGGAGGAGUGUACAAAACAAAAUCGGCAUUCAACGAUGAUCUGGAAUUGAUUUGGACGAAUUGCUUUACCUACAAUGAAAAUAGGAAUCAUCAUCUUCGUGCAGCUGCUGAAUCCUUACGAAAAAAAGCCCAGGACUUAUUGAAGUUUGUCAGCGAGCCAUCAAUAACUCGACCAACCCCUAACGGAACAGCGCAACACGCCAGUCGAGCUGGCACCGCAGUACCUACUCCCUCAAGUCCUUCCACAACACCAAAUUUACCACUACUAGGCCUGAAGUUGGCAGAAGAACGAUGGAGGAAGACUGAGAGAGGUCGCGCAACAGUAACAGAAGAGACCCCAAUCGAAACCGAUAACCCACCGGUAUCCCCAACCCGUGAACAAAACACGCCUGUCGUUCCUCAGACUAGCUGUCCAAUCCCAACAUCACAAUCCGAGCUUCGAUUGGAGCAGCGGAAGGCACUAGUCCGGGAUCCUGAACGAAUGUGGAAUUGGUUUGAAGGCCGAGAAGAUGAACCAUUUGAGAUCGUCGAGGCGGACUCGCUGAUGACCGGCCUGCCUGCUCUACCCUUUGCUUCUCGCUCUACUCCUAAACCACGUGAACGAAAGAAGGAUAAAAGGAAGGAACAGCAACAGUCUGCUGCAGAGGAAGGACUGAAAAAACCUAUCUCAGCUAAUAUCAAUACUCUGUGGGAGAUCAAAAAAGUUUAUCGAAAACUUUCGAACUUGUUGAUGGGUAAUCCGCUGAGAGGUGAAAUUGGAUCAGAUCAAAUUCUCGAGGAAGAUGAACGAGUGAAACCGCUCGGAUCGGAGGAUAAUGGGACGGAUGACGACGAGGAGGAGGAGGAAGCUCAGCCGGGGAAAUUGUUCAAGAAUUUGCCAUCGGCUGAAGUUUACGAAACUUGCCUAGCAAAUUCUGCCGCUCAAAAUGCAAUGUUACAAAUCAUCACAAUGAUGAUUGCGCAUGUUGGGUUCGAUGCAUCACAUACGGGAGCGCUACAUUGUCUCACAGAGAUCGCGAUCCAAUACUUAUGUAACAUUGGCCGGACGUUGCACUUUUUUGCCGACCGAUUCUCGCCGGUUUUAUCGGCCAGUGAGAUGAUCUAUCAAACGCUUCGAGCAAAUGGGGUUGGUGGGUUGGACGAAUUGGAAAGCUAUGUCAAAGAUGAUGUGGAUAAGUAUGGGAACAAGUUGAACGAUUUGUUGCGAAAAUUACAAGCCGGUUAUGGGAAUGGGCUGGCAGGAACAGCGGCUAAGGUGAUCGGUGAUGACGACUUCUUUUCAAGGGAUGGUGAAGCACUGAUGACUGGGGAAUUUACGACUGAACUUGGUGAAGAUUUCUUUGGUCUACGGGACAUCGGACUAGAUUCAGAGUUAGGAUUGUCCUCUUUGAGGAUCCCAAGUCGGUUGUUUCACGGCCGGCCUAAGCCUGAUGCUGAUCGAGCAUCAGAACAGAAAAUCGAGGAUCAACCAAAACCUGAGCCAAGAUUUGUAAAACCCCCGGAAUUUAUACCCUUAAAACCAGAGUGGAUAGAAGAACAGAUCGGGCUACUGCAGCCGAUUUACAAAGCCAGGUUGGAGACGAAAGAGUUUAAACUAAAAGAUGACGACCAAGUAACGAGAUUGCCGAAGAUCAUUCGGCCCAAGGUCCCUCCCUCUGGGAAGAUCCCUAUCAAAAGAAGAACUGCGCCCGUCUCGCUAUCUACCAUUAACAACAACAACCACUCCGAGCCUGCUCAAACCGCAAAUAAAAAAGUCAAACUUGAUCCCACUCCUCAGCUUCUCUCAAACCCUCCAAAUCCUCAAAAACUUAGUAACAAUUCAUCCAUUGAGCCUCCUAAAAAUAAUGGGAUCAAUGCGGAUGUGGUCAUGAAAUAAUCAGUUGUUUAUUCAUUCCUUUCAUUAUUUGUUAACAUAAAUUUUGAGGAUUACUUUUCUUUGUCAAAUCAAUUUGCAUCCAGUGGUAUAUAUACUUUGAUCAUGUUUGCUUUCAAUUUAUAUGC